GCGGAGCCGGGAGCUGGCAGUCAGAACCGACAGCAUGGCCAGAGCCAAGAUGAAGAAUUCCCCAUCGGAGAUCAGCUCCGGAUCCAAAAUUGUUCCGCCAAUAACCAGGGAGGAUCUCAACGGGGUCAGCCCGCUGCUACCGGCUCGGAUUAUGGGGUCCCUGACGAGUGAUGCCGGGCAAAGGAAUCAUACAGAAGAAUUCAGCCUGGAUCGCUCAUACUCACAGGUGCAAGUGGAAUUCUACGUGAACGAGAAUACCUUCAAAGAGCGGCUCAAACUGUUUUUCAUCAAAAACCAAAGAUCAAGCCUCAGAAUACGUGUCUUCAAUUUUUCCCUCAAAUUGUUGUCCUGUUUCUUAUAUAUUGUCCGGGUUUUGCUGGAUGAUCUGAGGCAAGAUGAGUGCUGCCCAAAGCAGAACGUCACUGUUCAUAAACACCAGGAAAUCCGCUGGGACGCCAUCUUGUGGGUGGAGAGAGCAACCCCUUUAUGGGUGAUACAGGUUAUCGUUGCCGCUAUCAGUUUCUCGGAGACAAUGCUGCUCAUCUAUCUCAGCUAUAAGGGCAACAUCUGGGAACAGAUCUUUCGCAUCUCAUUCAUUUUGGAGAUGAUCAACACGGUUCCGUUCAUCAUCACGAUAUUUUGGCCUCCGUUGAGAAACUUAUUCAUUCCCGUUUUCCUGAACUGUUGGCUGGCGAAAUGUGUUCUGGAGAACAUGAUUAACGACCUACACCGAGCUAUCCAGAGGAUACAGUCGGCCAUGUUUAAUCAGGUGAUCAUUCUGAUCUGCACCCUUCUGUGCCUUGUGUUCACAGGCAUGUGCGGCAUCCAACAUCUGGAGAGGGCAGGGGACAACCUCUCGCUCUUCAAAUCUUUUUACUUUUGCAUUGUCACCUUUUCCACGGUGGGUUAUGGAGACGUUACGCCCCAAAUCUGGCCUUCCCAGCUCCUUGUGGUGAUCAUGAUAUGCGUGGCGCUUGUGGUGUUACCUCUGCAGUUUGAGGAGCUGGUGUAUCUGUGGAUGGAGCGGCAGAAAUCGGGAGGAAAUUACAGCCGUCACCGGGCCCAGACGGAGAAGCACGUGGUCCUUUGCGUCAGUUCCCUGAAGAUCGACCUGCUGAUGGAUUUCCUCAAUGAAUUCUACGCCCACCCUCGACUGCAGGAUUACUAUGUAGUGAUACUUUGCCCAACAGAAAUGGAUAUUCAAGUUCGGCGGGUCCUUCAGAUUCCAUUGUGGUCUCAGCGAGUUAUCUAUCUCCAAGGCUCGGCCUUAAAAGAUCAAGACCUUAUGAGAGCAAAAAUGGAUGACGCUGAAGCCUGCUUCAUCCUCAGCAGUCGCAAUGAGGUGGACCGGACAGCAGCGGACCAUCAAACCAUCUUGAGAGCUUGGGCAGUCAAAGAUUUUGCCCCUAACUGUCCACUGUACGUGCAGAUUCUGAAGCCGGAGAAUAAGUUCCAUGUAAAGUUUGCAGAUCACGUGGUUUGCGAGGAGGAGUUUAAGUACGCAAUGCUGGCUCUGAAUUGUGUAUGCCCGGCCACUAGCACUUUAAUCACGCUGUUGGUUCAUACCUCCAGGGGGCAGGAAGGCCAGCAGUCCCCGGAGCAAUGGCAAAGGAUGUACGGGCGCUGCUCUGGAAAUGAAGUCUAUCACAUUCGCCUGGGGGACAGCAAGUUCUUCAUGGAGUACGAGGGGAAGAGCUUCACCUAUGCCGCGUUCCAUGCCCACAAGAAGUACGGCGUCUGCUUGAUAGGAGUCAAGCGAGAAGACAACAAGAGCAUUCUUCUGAAUCCCGGGCCAAGGCACAUCAUGGCCGCCAGCGACACCUGCUUCUACAUUAACAUCACCAAGGAGGAGAACUCCGCCUUCAUCUUCAAGCAGGAAGAGAAGCAGAAGCGGAAAGGAAGAGGCUUGUACGACGGGCCCUCGAGGCUGCCGGUGCAUAGUAUCAUCGCCAGCAUGGGCACCGUGGCCAUGGACCUUCAGAACACAGAAUGCCGGCCAAUAAACAGCAGCAAGCUGGCUCUUCCGUCGGAGAACGGCACGGGCACCCGGAGGCCCAGUAUCGCCCCGGUUCUGGAGAUCGCAGACACUAGCACCGUGUUACCGUGUGACCUGCUGAGCGACCAAUCAGAGGAUGAGCUCACCCAGUCCGACGAUGAAAGUUUCCCAAUAUUAGAAUACGUGAAAGGCUACCCUCCGAAUUCCCCCUACAUUGGGAGCUCUCCUACCCUCUGCCACCUUCUGCCUUCUAAAGCUGCUUUCUGCUGCCUGCGGCUGGAUAAGGGCUGCAAGCACAACAGCUUUGAAGAUGCCAAGGCCUACGGCUUUAAGAACAAGCUGAUUAUCGUCUCAGCAGAGACGGCAGGGAAUGGGCUGUAUAAUUUCAUUGUGCCUCUGCGGGCCUAUUACAGAUCCCGGAAAGAGUUGAACCCCAUCGUUCUGCUCUUGGACAACCCACCCGAUAACCACUUCCUAGAGGCCAUCUGUUGCUUCCCCAUGGUUUACUUCAUGGUCGGCACCAUAGACAACUUGGAUAACUUACUGCAGUGCGGGAUCAUUUACGCGGACAACCUGGUGGUGGUGGAUAAAGAAAGCACAAUGAGCGCCGAGGAGGAUUACAUGGCCGAUGCGAAGACAAUCGUGAACGUACAAACUAUGUUCAGGCUAUUCCCAAGUCUCAGUAUCACCACAGAGCUAACGCACCCUUCCAACAUGCGCUUCAUGCAGUUCCGGGCAAAGGACUCGUACUCUCUGGCCUUAUCCAAGCUGGAAAAGAAAGAACGGGAAAACGGAUCCAAUUUGGCUUUUAUGUUUAGACUCCCUUUUGCUGCUGGAAGAGUUUUUAGUAUCAGUAUGUUGGAUACUUUAUUAUAUCAGUCGUUCGUGAAGGAUUACAUGAUCACAAUCACAAGGCUUCUGCUUGGUCUGGACACCACACCAGGAUCUGGUUACUUAUGUGCUAUGAAAAUCACAGAGGAUGACCUGUGGAUUCGAACCUACGGCAGAUUGUUUCAGAAACUCUGCUCAUCCAGUGCGGAAAUUCCAGUUGGGAUUUACAGGACACAGUCACAUACAUUUCCCACAUCGGAGCCUCAUGACAUUAGAACACAGUCCCAGAUCUCCAUCAACGUAGAGGACUGCGAGGACACGAAAGACGUCAAAGAAUACUGGUCUGGCAAAAACACCCAGAGGAACUCCACAUCCAGCGACCAAUCAGAACACCCGUUGUUGAGAAGGAAAAGCAUGCAGUGGGCCCGGCGGCUUAGCAGGAAAGGGAACAAGCAAGCCAAUAAGACCGCCGAGUGGAUAAGUCAGCAGCGGUUGAACUUGUACAGGAGAUCAGAGCGGCAGGAACUCUCUGAACUGGUCAAGAACAGAAUGAAGCACCUUGGCUUACCCACCAUGGGGUAUGAGGAUGUAGCAAAUGUAACUGCCAGUGAUGUGAUGAAUCGGGUAAACCUUGGAUAUUUGCAAGAUGAAAUGAACGACCAUCAGAACACGUUGUCGUACGUCCUCAUUAAUCCGCCCCCCGACACCCGCCUGGAACUCAACGAUAUUGUAUACUUGAUCAGAUCGGACCCCCUCGCCCAUGUCGCCAACGAAUCCCACAGCCGGAAAAGCAGCAACAGCUACAAGACGGACCCAGUGGGCAAUCCAGAAACAAGGGACGAGACACAGCUAUGAGAAUAAAAUGAGACUGCUCGAAACUGUGCCUACAAAGCCACUCAACGUCCAUACUGUAUUUAUUACAAGCCACAACAGACUCUCCUUCUCCUGUGCCAGAGGCUGGCUGUGAGUUCUAGGUAUGGAGUAGGAAGGAGAAGGUCCUGCAUUAUUUCACUUAUCCACUGCCAACUUCUAAGCAGUCUCUGUUGGUGGACUGUAUGGUCUUAUCCACCAAGGUACGUCCAAUGAGCUCCACCGAAGAGUAGAGUUAUCCAACGAACAAACAGAAAGCUCUCCAACUGCAUAACGAGCCCUGUUUUGUGUCGAGAACCGGUUCUCCAUCGUGUUUACACUGACUCCUGGCUUAUUAAGACAGAACCCAACGCAGAAGCUGAGGACUAGAUGCACUGAUUAUAGCCUUAAAUCUCCCCCCAAAUCAUAUCUGGCUCUCCAUGUAGUCACAGAGAGCUUGAGAAGAAGGCACUUAGACUCUUUAUACCACGUGACCCUCCUGGCCCUAUGGGCUGUUACAUAUCAUACAGGCAGGAACCAUCUGUAGUAUAAAAAUACUACACAUAUAAUUCUAGAUCAGUAGAUGCCCUAGAAUGUAUGGAAGGUACACCUAGAUUUGAGGGGAAAAACGUCAUAUAUAUAUAUCCACCAUGUUUCUAUAUGAAUAUCAAUGGAGGUAGAACAUAUCCAGUCAUAAGUAACCUCAUCCACCCCUUAUUCAUAUCAUAUGAGAAGCUCUGGGUAUCCGUGGAACCAUUAUUCUUUAAUUUAUCAGUAUUUUUAUCUUCAUUGAGUGCCAUAUCAGUAUUACUAGGCCAAAGCCAAAUAGUACAUUUCUUUUGUUCCUCAAUAAACUUUUUUUUUGUUCUCUAUUUUACACCCCACCCAUUGGAUUUAGCAGUGGACUGGUCUGGGCAAUGUAAUAUUCCAUAUCGAUCCAGACUGAAAGGUAGGGAAAGGUGCUUGGAGUAUGAGAAACUCAUUGGUCGAUGGAAAGAAGACCGUAUGUCAUGAAGGGUGGUCGUGGCUAUUCAUAGGCAUAAUGAAAACUUGGACUUCUUCCCAUUAUUGGGUAUGGGAACUGAGCAAAGUGGCCCAAAGUGGCAAUGAAAAUGUCCCAAAAUGUCUUAAUUAGUAUGUUCUAGAUAUUUUCCAUUGAUGGUGCCUGACGUUGUCCCAGGACCACCAGUCGGUGUGUUCUAGAUAUUUCCCAUUGAUGGCUACUGAAAUUGUCCCCGGACCACCAAUCGGCAUGUUCUAAAUAUUUCCAAUUGAUGGUGCCUGACAUUGUCCCAGGACCACCAAUUGGCAUGUUAUAGAUAUUUCCCAUUGAUGGUGCCUGGAAAUGUCCCAGUACCACCAAAACAGCAAGUUCUAGAUAUUUCCCCACUGAUGGCUCCUGAAAUUGUCCAAGUACCAACAAUUGGAAUGUUCUAGAUCAGUUAUCCCCAACCAGUGGCUCAGGAGCAACACGUUGCUCUCGGUGGCCUCAAAGUAGGUGCUUAUUUUUGAAUUCCUGAUUUGGAGUCAAGUUUUGGAGGAAUAAAGACCAUGUGUAGUGCCAAACAAAGCCUCCUGUAGGCUGCCAGUCCUCAUAGGGGCUAGCCAAUAUCCAAUCACAGCCCUUAUUUGGCACCCACUAGGAACUUUUUUCAUGCUUACAUUGCCCCCCAAUUUUUUUAUAUUUAAAUGUUACUCAUGGAUAAAAAAAAAAAGUUGGGGAUCCCUGUUCUAGAUAUUUCCCUCUUGGUGGCAGCGGAACUUGUCCCAGUACAAGUUGUAGAUGUUCUAGAUCAGUGAUCCCCAACUAGAUGCUCAGGAGCAACAUGAUUGAACUGAUUGGUAGGAAAGAUCAAGUUGUUGUCGAUCUCAGUUAGCAGCAGUAGAAGGUGCCUCGAGUAGCACCCCCAAUCUGUAUGGUGGGUGGGUGGCUCAUUGGGUGGCCCUUGUAGAGUGCAGUACCAGGAUGGCUGUGAUUGUGGUCCUCAGUCCUCCUAUACAUCUAGCCCCUUCUGUAAGAAUAAUAUGGUGCUCUACAGAGCCGGGUCAAGUAUUAUUGGCCAAUACUACUCGGCCCAGCGACCUGUUUGUAUGUGUCCUCAACUACAUGCUUGCCAACCACCCUUCCCCGGCACUAAGUCCUCAACGAUGACCUUCCUUACCCACUAAAGGGCCUUCCACCCCACCCCCAUACUGUACUGUCUAAGGGAAACACUAUGGCACCUCCCUCCCAUAUGUAUAAAUACAAAUAUACAGAGAAGGAAUGCUCUGGGCACACAAUAAGCUGUACCCCCAUACUGUACUGUCUAAGGGAAACACUAUGGCACCCCCUACCCAUAUGUAUAAAUACAAAUAUACAGAGAAGGAAUGUUCUGGGCACACAAUAAGCUGUACCCCCAUACUGUACUGUCUAAGGGAAACACUAUGGCACCUCCCUCCCAUAUGUAUAAAUACAAAUAUACAGAGAAGGAAUGCUCUGGGCACACAAUAAGCUGUACCCCCAUACUGUACUGUCUAAGGGAAACACUAUGGCACCUCCUACCCAUAUGUAUAAAUACAAAUAUACAGAGAAGGAAUGUUCUGGGCACACAAUAAGCUGUACCCCCAUACUGUACUGUCUAAGGGAAACACUAUGGCACCCCCUACCCAUAUGUAUAAAUACAAAUAUACAGAGAAGGAAUGUUCUGGGCACACAAUAAGCUGUACCCCCAUACUGUACUGUCUAAGGGAAACACUAUGGCACCCCCUACCCAUAUGUAUAAAUACAAAUAUACAGAGAGGGAAUGUUCUGGGCACACAAUAAGCUGUACCCCCAUACUGUACUGUCUAAGGGAAACACUAUGGCACCCCCUACCCAUAUGUAUAAAUACAAAUAUACAGAGAAGGAAUGUUCUGGGCACACAAUAAGCUGUACCCCCAUACUGUACUGUCUAAGGGAAACACUAUGGCACCUCCUACCCAUAUGUAUAAAUACAAAUAUACAGAGAAGGAAUGCUCUGGGCACACAAUAAGCUGUACUGCUAAAAUUCCAUUCACUUUUCUGUACAAAUUUGAUUUAUCCAGUCAACACAAAGCGGCCAUAUUGUUUUCACAACUUCCAUAUUGGGAUUGAAUAAGGCAUGUUCCCCCUCCCCCCUUCCCUCGUAAUCUAUAAUAUCUAUUCCUGAUUGUCCAACCCGUUAGUGAAGAGCACAACAAUUGUACUUUAUAUUCUAUGAGUAGAUGAUGAAGGGGAUAUUGCAUGAGAAUAAAACAUUAUUAUAGGGGGGCACGUUUCCAUACAUUUGGAGUGGGACCACUCAGCCCAGACAAGUAGCAGCUCCCACUCAUACUCAUACUGUGGGGUAUGAAGGCAGAGAAGCAAAGUCCUGUGUAUAUAAUAACUAUUUCUAAAGAAGGUAUAUUUUAUAUAUUAUUUUCUAUAACCUGACCCCUCCCCCCAACAUUCAUAUUUAUUAACAUUCUAGUGUCUACUUUUCCCUUGGAAGAGACCAUAUUGAAACGGUUGGUAUUGAACGUGCCCACAAAAAGUUGGAGGUGUGGCCUGACCACGUAUGGAACUGUAUAAAUGAGUGGGUUGGUCUGACCUGUUGUCUCUGUUCCAAUGGGGUAGACAAAAGAACCAAAACCUAGAUCAAGAUCAGAGAUAUUGAGCAGCUCCAAAAAGUCCCAUUGGGUCAAGAUCUCUUUGACCAGAUGAGGUACUCUCCCAACGCGUUCAUUUUUAUGAUGAGAUUGAUCGGCUCUCCCAUCAGCAUGGCCAAACUGGGCAAAGAUCUGCUGCUUUGGUGACCUCACCAUAAGUGGAUCAUUCCAUGCCUACAAGAGUAGGACUUGGUCUACAAUCCCAGUUGACUUUGUCAUUGUCUCCUGAAACAGAAUUUGCCCUCCCAUAUCAAAGAUCUGAUCUACUGUCUCUGUUCAAUGGGGCAGACAAAAGAACUAAAGCCUAGAAGAAUAAUAGACCAAGAUCAGAGAUAUUCGGCAGUUCCAAGAAGUCCCAUUGGGUCAAGAUCUCUUUGACCGGAUGAGGUACUCUCCCAACGCGUUCCUCUUUAUGAUGAGCUUGAUCGGCUCUCCCAUCUGCAUGGCCAAACUGGGCCGUGAGUGGAUCAUUACAUGUCUACAAGAGUAGGACUUGGUCUACAAUCCCAGUUGACUUUGUUAUUGUCUCCUAAAACAGAAUUUGCCCUCCCAUAUCAAAGAUGUUUAUACAAAGAACACAAAGAGGUCCUAUUUAGAUGAUCACCGCCCCCUUCCAUAUGCUUUCUUUUACAGGGUAAAGUAAUCUUGUUGGGCAAGAUCAUGUUAUGCUUGGAACCUCAAUAUUAUGAUCUGCAUGACCUGCUCUUGAAUCUCAUAUAAUGCAUUUAGACCAGGAAAGUGCAACCUGCAGAAGGUCUUCGAUUCAACCGGCUUUGGUCAGCUGACUACGGGAAUGAUCUCCUCUGUACCGUUGCACUUGCCUUCAUUGGCUUCUACUGGCCUUCAUUGGCUUCUAUUGGCUUCUACUAGCCUCCAUUGGCUUCUACUGGCCUCCAUUGGCUUCUACUGGCCUUCAUUGGCUUCUACUGGCCUCCAUUGGCUACUACUGAUCAAACGUGCAAUCAGAAAUGUUCACUUGGACCAAGAGUUGCUUCCACACCUGGAAGUUGGGUCCAACAUCAUCAGAAGUCAACUGCCACCCACCGUACCAAUAGUGUAACCAUCAUCAUCUCAGGUUGGACCUUCUUGAUGUAGAAACGUAGAUAUCCAAAAGGACCUUUGACAUAGGCUAGCAUUUGACAACAUGGCCGCCUUUUGUAUAUCUGUAACGACAACUCUUUUGUAACCAACCGGACCAGUGUGUGUGUAUAGCCAACAUUUAUUAACCCCGCCCCUUCCCUAAUAGAGUCGCGGUGUCGCGCUGUAAGCUCCUGGGACAGACGUGUAUCCAGAAGAUUCCACAAUAAAGCGCAUGUAUUUUUUAUGCCUUGCAGACCCCCCUUUUACUAUGAUGGGAUUUUCUGAGUGCAGGAUUGACAUGAACUGUAGGGGGGGUGAUAAAAGUUUUGUACAGUUUUAUUUUUCGAAAUCCUUGUAUAAAAUAAAGACUUGGAAUUGUAUGUAUGAGAUGAACAUUAAAAAGCUGCAUGCAGCCGUA
This is a messenger RNA of Xenopus tropicalis (tropical clawed frog), 8819 nucleotides long. It is a transcript of the gene kcnt1, whose product is annotated as potassium channel, sodium activated subfamily T, member 1. The record is from RefSeq and is marked validated. Gene Ontology annotation, cellular component: membrane; plasma membrane. Lineage: Eukaryota; Metazoa; Chordata; Amphibia; Anura; Pipidae. Gene Ontology annotation, biological process: potassium ion transport.